This is a messenger RNA of Phodopus roborovskii (desert hamster), 1283 nucleotides long. RefSeq names its product RNA-binding motif protein, Y chromosome, family 1 member B. Gene Ontology annotation, biological process: positive regulation of mRNA splicing, via spliceosome. Gene Ontology annotation, molecular function: RNA binding. Bases 73 to 1281 code for a protein of 402 amino acids. Lineage: Eukaryota; Metazoa; Chordata; Mammalia; Rodentia; Cricetidae. The transcript is spliced from 8 exons. The record is from RefSeq and is a predicted model, not a curated record. Gene Ontology annotation, cellular component: spliceosomal complex.
CUGCAGUUUCAUAGUAUUCUUGUUUUGGGCAUAUUAUAAUGGUAUUUUAUCCUUUUAUCUACUUACAGAAAAAUGGCAGAAGUUGAUCAGCCUGGGAAAAUUUUCAUAGGAGGCCUCAACACAGAGACCAAACAAAGAACUCUUCAAGUAGUAUUUGGAAGAUUCGGACCCAUAACACAAGUUAUUUUGAUGAAAGAUCGGGAAACUAAGAAGUCUAGAGGAUUUGCUUUCAUUACUUUUCAACGUCCUGCAGAUGCUAAGAAUGCUAUCAAAGAAAUGAAUGGAAUGUCUUUGGAUGGAAAAAAAAUUAAAGUAGAGCAAGCCAACAGACCACCACUUGAAAGUGGUAGUCGGCGGAGACUACCACCCUUUUCAAGAGCAAGAGGCCCUUCAAGAGUUCUGAAAUGUGGCAGAGGAGGAAGUAGCAGAGGAAGAAGUCGUCCUUUGCGUGAAGAAAAUUUGGAUGAUGAUGGAUAUACUACUGAUUUUGACACGAGUUCUUCUCGGAGACACUUUGCAGUUAAAAGAAGUUCAUCUUCAAAAAAUGAAGGGCCUUCUUCUAAAAGAUCUGCUUCUUCUGCUCUGACAAGAAACAGUACUGGACUGAGAGGACGGGAACCACAUGGUAGAGAGAUUUCUAGAAAUGUGCCAAGAAGAGAGACGGUGUCUUCUAGAAGAGAAGACUAUGUAUUACCAAGAGAUGAUGGCCACUCUUCUAAAGAUAGUUAUUCUAGGAGAGUUUAUCCCAGUUCUCGAGAUACCAAGGAAUAUGCUUCAACAUCUAGAGGAUAUGGAUACCGUGAUUAUGACUGUUACAGCUCUCGGGAUGAACAUGCUUCUAAAGUCCUCAGUGAACAUGUUGACUAUCGCAGGGGACGUGAUAGAGAUUUUUCUGGAUAUUCCACUGGAAGCUCAUACAGAGAUACAUAUGAAAGUUAUGGAAGCUUCCAUGAGGCACAAUCUGCAAGAGGGACUUACAGUGGAAACAACCGCUAUGAUGACUAUAGUAGCUCACGAGAUGGAUAUAGUAGAAGCCGAGAAAAUUACUCAAGCAGCCGAAGUGAUAUAUAUUCAAGUGGUUAUGAACGUAGUGAUAGGCAGGGAAUGCUUCCACCUAUUGAUAGGGAAUACCAUGAGCAUGGAAGCAGACAAGAACGAGGGCAUUCACCUAUGGAUAGGAUGUAUACUCUUUCUCGUGAGUCAUAUAGUAGUAGUUCAAGGUUUGGGAGCACCAGUGGAGGUCGUGGAGAAAGCAGAUAUGAAAGUGGAGGCAGGUACUAAAA